Molecule: messenger RNA, 855 nt
Organism: Amphimedon queenslandica
Lineage: Eukaryota; Metazoa; Porifera; Demospongiae; Haplosclerida; Niphatidae
Product: loricrin-like
Exons: 2
Coding region: 1-855 (284 amino acids)
Source: RefSeq, a predicted model, not a curated record
AUGGUACUGCAGAUUAUUUCUAAAUCUUACAAUUUGACGAUUCACUUGGCGAAGUUGCCAAAUGAUGUUUUGUCUCGCUGCUGCAGAGCUGCCAUUCCAGGUGGAGCUGCAGGAGACGGCAAGCCUCCAGGUAAAGUGAUUGCUACUGGAGGUGGUGGAGGUGGCGGGUCUGCAGCAAAUGGUGGUGGUGGAAGUGGCGGGCCUCGAGCUAUUGCCGGUAGUGCUGGUGUUGGUGGCGGGCCUCCUGGAGGUCGUGGUGGAAGCCCUUCAUCUCCAGCUACUGGUAGUGCUGGAGGUGGCGGGCCUCCAGCUACUGCCGGUUGUGCUGGUGGUGGUUGCAGGCCUCCUGGAGGUGGUGGUGGAGGCCCUCCAUUUCCAGCUACUGGUGGUGCUGGUGGUGGCGGGCCUCCAGCUACUGCCGGUUGUGCUGGUGGUGGUGGCGGGCCUCCAGCAACUGCCGGUAGUGCUGGUGGUGGUGGCGGGCCUCCAGCUACUGCCGGUAGUGCUGGUGGUGGUGGCGGGCCUCCUGUUAGUGGUGGAGGCCCUCCAGCUACUGCCGGUAGUGCUGGUGGUGGUGGCAGGCCUCCUGUUAGUGGUGGUGGCGGGCCUACUUUUAGUGGUGGAGGCCCUCCAGCUACUGCCGGUAGUGCUGGUAGUGGUGGCGGGCCUCCUGGAGGUGGUGAUGGAGGUCCUCCAUCUUUAGCUACUGGUGGUGCUGGAGGUGGAGCGCCUCCAGCUACUGCCGGUAGUGGUGGUGGCGGGCCUCCUGGAGGUGGUGGUGGAGGCCUUCCAUCUCCAGCUACUGGUGGUGCCGGAGAUGGCGGGCCUUCAGCUACUGCCGUUUAUGAAUUAUGA